AUGAUGGAGAAAGGAAAAAGACAGAAGCCGAUCAACCUAAUCGAACUUCUACAUAAAUCUAACAACUUCAAUGGGGUGAGAGAAUUUGACAAUAAUCGAGUUCCAAAUUUACAUUCUCAUGAGCCUCCAAACAGCUGGUCUCUAACUGUGGUGACUCUCACAUGCAUCGCAAUUGCACUUCCCAACAUUUCAAAUGACAAUGGUAAUCAGCUAGUGAGGUGUGUCGGAGAAGGCCUUUCCUUCUUAAAACUUAUGGAGAAAAGCCUGGACAAAAAUGGGGCUUUAGCAAUCAUCGGAAAUGCAGCAGAUUUUGUAUGGGUAGGAGUUGAUUUAUAUUGCAAGUGGCAAGAUAAGGAUCUCCGCAAAACAAGUCUUCGAGGCAGAACCUCCAAGGAAACAUUAGAAAAGCUUUCCAAUGAAGCUGAAAGGACUGUUAAGCAGUUCCUCGGAGAAGUAAAUGAUUUCCUAGUGGAUAACCCUCUGAAUUGGCCACUUAAGAUUAUAGCUGCUAACUCAAUGCAAAAGAGUGUUCGUCAAGCUGCUCUCCUUCUUGGUGAAACAGAAGAUAUUCUACAAAUUCUUCAGCAGAGUGAGAUACCAAGCUUGGAUCCUGGCAAAUUAGCUUGCAUUGAUGAGUGGCGUACUUUUAUCGAGGGAGAUAAUUGGAAUUCUCAGGCCACAAUUUCAACUAUUGGAAGUGAAACUCAACAAACCAAUGAAGAGCAUGUAGCUAUUGAACUUCACGGCUGA
Messenger RNA from Fraxinus pennsylvanica, 750 nucleotides. NCBI's taxonomy places the organism in Eukaryota, Viridiplantae, Streptophyta, Magnoliopsida, Lamiales, Oleaceae. The record is from the annotation of a GenBank genome assembly.